CCCAAUACUUCAAGGGCUACCGAAACGCACACUCGACUUGCCAAUGGACGAAGGAAGCGUAAAAAGUCCUCCCAAAGUUUAUCGGUUUAUGGUGUAUCGCAGAUAGCGGUAAAAAAUGGCAUAAAAACUCGUUUAGAGCUGCUGGUGUUAGCACAAAAGCAAAAAAAUGAGGGGAAACUUGAAUUGGCGCAGUUCAUCGCGAAUCAUGGAAGUCGGGUAUUGGAUGAAGCGAUAGCUGUGGGUUGGGAAUUAGAAAACGCGGAGAGCACGUCGCAAAGAAGUAAAAUGACUAGAAUUGAGAUUUUGUACAGUAAAUUGGAAGGAGAGUGUGAGCCAGGGUGUGACGGCCAGUGGUUGCAAAUGGCAAAAGAAGUGUUAGAGCGGAACUCUAUUGAGGGAUGA
This is a messenger RNA of Porites lobata, 402 nucleotides long. The record is from the annotation of a GenBank genome assembly. NCBI's taxonomy places the organism in Eukaryota, Metazoa, Cnidaria, Anthozoa, Scleractinia, Poritidae.